This is a messenger RNA of Closterium sp. NIES-65, 4704 nucleotides long. NCBI's taxonomy places the organism in Eukaryota, Viridiplantae, Streptophyta, Zygnematophyceae, Desmidiales, Closteriaceae. The record is from the annotation of a GenBank genome assembly.
AUGUCGACCGCUGAUACUAGCUCCCCCACCAACAGCACCCGCACCAUGUCCACCGUAACCUCCGCCGCACCGUCCGCCGCUCCGUCCGGGCCACCCGUUUCCAUGAGCUCGUCGAGCGUCACGGGCACCAAGGCUCUAGCGAAGCGCGCCAUCCGCGUGGCGCAGGCCGUGGCCGACGCGCGGCUCGACAGCGCGUACGAAGACGCGUCGGAAGGAUUCGACUAUCACGACUCGGUGGAGGCCAGCAAGGGCAUCACGCAGACGGACGGCGGACAAAGCGGUGCGCAAGGCGGCGGGAAACCCGGCGGCGCGCCGGUCGCGUCGUACCUGCAGCGCAUGCAGCGCGGAGGGCUGAUCCAAGCGUUCGGAUGCCUCGUUGUGGUGGAAGAAGCGACGUUUAACGUGCUUGCUUUUAGCGAGAACGCUAAGGACCUGCUGGGGCUAAUCCCGAAGCCCAAGACGGAGGAAGAGCUGGAGGUGGAGAAGAAGGCCGCCGAGGAGGAGGAGCGGAAGAAGGCGGAAGAGGCGGCGAAGGCGGAAGCGGCGACGGCGUCCCCAAGCAAGACGCCUUCCGGAAAGUCGGGCAUUGGCCGCGCCUUCUCGUCCCUCAAGGAUAAGAUCUCCUCCGCGAUUCGCGGGCACAACGUGGCAAGCUCUAAGCACUCCAAGGAACGCGGGCGUAGCACCGCGACUUCCGGGACCUCGGGCGGGCGCGUGGGUUCCCCCGCGCGCUCGCAGUCCCCCUCGCGCUCGUGGCGCAGCGGGUUCCGCGCAAGCCGCCGCGCGGAGGACUGGGAGGGCGCGCACUCGAACCUGAGCAAGGCGGGGGACGCGGAAUCCGCUCCGCCGGCUCCGCCGCCGCUUCCGCCGCUCCCCGUGCUCGAUUUCGGGGUGGAUGCGCGCUCCCUCUUCACUCCUGACAGUGUCACCGCCCUAGAAAAAGCCACAGGCGCGGCGGAUCUGAGCAUGAUCAACCCGGUGUUGGUCGAAGCAGCUGUCUCCAACCGAGGCGACCAUCGCCCCUUCUAUGCCAUCCUGCACCGCAUCGACGUGGGCAUCGUCAUCGACCUCGAACCCAUCCGCGACGCCGAAAACAUCUUCACCGGCGCGGGGGCCCUCCAGGCGCACAAGCUCGCCGCCAAGGCCAUCGCUAGGCUCCAACGCAUGCCGCCCGGCGACAUGAUCAAUCUCUGCCAGGCCGUCGUGGAAGAGGUGAAGGAGCUGACUGGGUAUGACCGAGUGAUGACUUAUAAAUUCCAUGAGGAUGAGCAUGGAGAGGUGCUGGCCGAAGCCAAGAAAGAAUCCAUGGAGCCUUACCUCGGUCUCCACUACCCCGCGACCGACAUUCCCCAGGCCAUCCGUUUCCUGUUCAUGAAGAACCGGGUUCGCUGCAUCUGCGACGCAUACUCUGAUGAAGUGAAGGUGGUGAGGGAUGAAGGGAGGCUCAAGCAGCCGGUGACGCUGGCGGGGUCGCAGCUGCGGGCGGCGCAGCGCUGCCACAUCCAGUACAUGCGCAACAUGGGCACCACAGCCUCCAUGACCAUGGCGGUGAUUAUCAACGACGAGGACGCCGCACAGCCGCCUCAGCCGCAGGGUGCGGCGGGUGCUGGCGGCGCUGCUCCCGCGCAGGCGAAUCGCGGGAAGAAGCUGUGGGGGCUGGUGGUGUGCCAUCAUGAAACUGCCCGGUACCUCCCGUUCCCGCUGCGCCUGGCGUGCGAGUUUCUCAUGCAAGUGUUCUCGCUCCAGGUGAACAUGGAGCUUGAGAUGGCCCGGCAGCACCGCGAGAAGGAGAUGCUCCGCACGCAGACUCUCCUCUGCGAUCUCCUCAUGCGUGGGGAUGCUCCCCUCGGGAUUGUCUCACAGAACCCGAAUAUUCAGGACUUAGUUAAGUGCGACGGCGCUGCGCUGUACUACGCCGGGCGGUUCUGGCUGCUGGGAACGACUCCCACUGAGAUGCAGAUCUUGGAUAUUAUUGACUGGCUGGAUACUGCGCACCCGGAUUCGUCCGGUCUGAGCACUGACAGCCUGGCAGAGGCGGGGUAUCCGCGAGCAGAGGAGCUAGGGGAAGGGGUGUGCGGGAUGGCGUGUGCACGGCUGUACGCGAGGGAUGUCUUGCUGUGGUUCCGGUCGCACGUGCGCAAGGAGGUGCGGUGGGGCGGGGAGAAGCACGAUAAUAGAGACAAGGAGGACGAGCAUCCGGAGCGCAUGGCCAUGGGGCCAAGGGCGAGCUUUGCGGCGUUCCUGGAGGUGGUGAGGCAGCGGUCGAUGCCGUGGGAGGACGUGGAGAUGGACGCCGUGCACUCGCUGCAGCUCAUUCUGAGAGGCCAUCUGACGUCCUUCAGCGAUAAUGACAUGCGCGACAUGAUGCUCAACCGCAUGCGCGACCAGGAAAUGGAUCGCCUGAGCGCCACUGAGAGCGAGAUGGUGCGAGUGCUCGAGACGGCUACAGCGCCCAUCCUGGCCGUGGACAGGGACGGGUGCGUCACCGGGUGGAACGCCAGGCUGGCGGCUCUGACAGGGCUGGCCACAGGGGACGCCCUGGGGAAGCACCUGAUCACGGACCUGGUGGUGGAGGGCAAUGUGGACGCUGUUGGAAGGGCGCUCUUCCUCGCUCUGCAAGGCCAGGAGAGCAAGGAGCUGGAGAUCCACCUGCGGACCUGGGGCGUGGUGCAGUCCAACAAGGAUUCGGUCAUCCUCGUCGUCAACGCCUUUGCCAGCCGCGGCACGGCCAUGGGGGGGGAUGACAUGGAGGACGUGGUGGGGGUGUGCUUCGUGGGGCAGGACGUGACGGCUCAGAAGGCAGUGCAGGGCAAGUUCACACGCCUGCAGGGCGAUUACGAGGCGAUUGUGCAUGGGAACAACUCGCUCAUCCCUCCGAUCUUCUCCACUGACGGUGAGACGCAUUCUCAUGUGCUUGGGGGUGCCUGGGUGUGUGCUUGCAAGGGGAGUGGGGGGGAAGGAAGGGCUUGGGGGUGGGACUGCCUGGGUGCUGGUUUGCCACCCUCACUCCACCCCUUUCAAACCUUUCCACCUCCUUCAACCCCUUUCCACUUCUUCCACCCUUUCAACCCCUUUCGACCCCUUUCGACCUCUUUCAACCCUUUCCACCCCUUCCACCUCUUUCGAUCCCCUUCAAUCCCUUUCCACCCCUUCCACCUCUUUCAACCCCCUUCAACCCCUUUCCACCUCAUUACAGAUUUUGGCAACUGCACGGACUGGAACCCCGCGAUGGAGAGGAUCACCGGGGUGCCACGUCAGCAGGCCAUCGACCGGCUGCUGCUGGGCGGCAUUUUCGGCCCCAUCUGCCGCAUGAAGGCGGACACGAUGACGAAGCUGAUGAUUGUGAUCAACAAGGCCAUGUCCGGGCAGAUGACAGAUCGCUACCCCCUCGAGUUCCUCGAUGCUCAUGGCCAACUGGUGGAGGCUCUAUUGACGGUCCAGACACGUCGCGACUCAGACGGGCACGUGACGGGCAUGUUCUGCGUCCUGCACACCGGCCAACUGGUGGAGGCGCUUCUGACCGUGCAGACCCGCCGGGACUCAGACGGGCACGUGACGGGGGUGUUCUGCUUCCUGCACACCGUCUCCGCGGAGCUCCAGGCAGCCCUCAACCUGCAGCGCGCCACGCAGGACUUCGCCAAGGAGAAGGCCAAAGCCGUCGCCUACACCAGAGACGCCAUUCGUGGGCCGCUCGAUGGGAUUGAGCACGCACUGAAGGGGCUAAGGAAGGAGGAGCAGGAGGGGCGGCUGGUCGGGGAGGAGGAGAAGAAUGCGGUUGGGGUGGCGGAGCGGUGCAAGGAGCAAGUGGACAGGAUCCUGGGGGAUGACGACAUUGACACCAUUGAAGAGGGCUACGUCAUCAUCAUCCCGACCGUCUUCUCCAUCGCAUCAGUCAUCGAUGCGGUGGUCGCCCAGGGCAAGCAGGCCGCCUAUCUUCUACGUCAACAUCAUCCCAGCCGUCUUCACCAUCGCAUCAGUCGUCGACGCAGUGAUCGCCCAGGGGAAACAAGCCCACUUUAUGGUCUCACAUUUCCCAAUCCCUCCCUCCCCACCCCUCUCAGCUACGUCAACAUCAUCCCGGCCGUCUUCACCAUCGCAUCAGUCAUCGACGCGGUCAUCGCGCAGGGCAAGCAGGCGGCCUCCCGGCGCGAAGUCUCGCUCUCCUUCGACCCGCCACCGCAGCUGCGCUCGUUCCCGGGCCUUGCAGGGGACCCUGCUCGCCUGCAGCAGGCCCUGGCGGAGUACCUCACCAGUGCGGUGGCGUUCACGCCGCAAGGCGGGUGGGUGAAGGUUCGGCUUGUGACCAGCACCAGGAGCCUGUUCGGCGAUCAAGGCUCCCUCAAAUGCGAAUUCCGAGUGCAACACUCGGGAGCGCUCCCACAGGAGCUGGUGCAGCAGCUGUACGACGAGGCAGACCCACUCCACCACGCGCACCCAGGAGGGGCUCGGCCUCUCCGAGCGCUCCCCCAGGAGCUGGUGCAGCAGCUGUACGACGAGGCGGACCCCACCACGCGCACGCAGGAGGGGCUUGGCCUCUCGGUGUGCCGCAAGAUUCUCCUCGCCAUGGCGGGCGAUGUGCAGUACGACCGCAACUACAACGCGUGCGAGUUUGUCAUUCUCCUCGCCAUGGCGGGCGAUGUGCAGUACGACCGCAACUACAACGCGUGCGAGUUUGUCGUGCGGAUUGGGUUCCCCUUCGCUUAG